Messenger RNA from Musca vetustissima, 2219 nucleotides. RefSeq names its product protein lap4-like. The transcript has 12 exons. The record is from RefSeq and is a predicted model, not a curated record. The coding region runs from base 6 to 2219 and encodes 737 amino acids. Gene Ontology annotation, molecular function: protein binding. Lineage: Eukaryota; Metazoa; Arthropoda; Insecta; Diptera; Muscidae. Gene Ontology annotation, cellular component: postsynaptic membrane; adherens junction; postsynaptic density. Gene Ontology annotation, biological process: neurotransmitter receptor transport postsynaptic membrane to endosome; neurotransmitter receptor transport, endosome to postsynaptic membrane.
CCAAUAUGUUCAAGUGCAUUCCAAUAUUUAAAGGCUGUAAUCGCCAGGUCGAGUUUGUGGACAAACGCCAUUGCUCACUGCCGACAGUACCCGAAGAGAUUUUACGCUAUUCGCGUACAUUGGAGGAAUUAUUCUUAGAUGCGAAUCACAUACGUGAUUUACCGAAGAAUUUCUUCAGACUCCAUCGUUUACGAAAAUUGGGCUUAAGUGACAAUGAAAUUGCUCGUCUGCCACCAGAUAUACAACAUUUUGAAAAUCUUGUGGAACUGGAUGUUUCACGUAAUGAUAUUCCAGACAUUCCCGAUGACAUCAAACACUUGAAAAGUUUACAAGUGGCUGAUUUCAGUUCAAAUCCAAUUCCAAAAUUACCCGCUGGCUUUUCACAAUUAAAAAACUUAACAGUUUUAGGUUUAAAUGAUAUGUCACUCACAACAUUACCGGCAGACUUUGGAUGCCUUACACAAUUGGAAUCAUUGGAACUGCGUGAAAAUCUAUUGAAACAUUUACCCGAAUCCAUUAGUAAAUUAACAAAACUGAAACGCCUUGAUUUGGGCGAUAAUGAAAUCGAACAACUGCCACCAUAUUUGGGUUAUUUGCCCGCACUGCAAGAACUAUGGUUAGAUCAUAAUCAAUUACAAAAAUUGCCGCCAGAAUUGGGUCUGCUAAGCAAUCUGACCUAUUUGGAUGUAUCGGAAAAUCGCCUCGAAGAGGUGCCCAAUGAGAUAAGUGGUUUGGUAAAUUUAACCGAUUUAGAUUUGGCCCAAAAUCUAUUGGAAUUUUUGCCCGAUGGCAUUGCCAAACUGCAUCGCCUAACCAUCUUGAAAUUGGACCAAAAUCGUUUACAAAGACUCAAUACAAAUAUUGGAGACUGCGAAAACAUGCAAGAACUUAUACUCACCGAAAACUUCCUAUCCGAAUUGCCAGCCUCCAUUGGCCAAAUGACCAAAUUAAGCAAUUUAAAUGUCGAUCGCAAUGCCCUCGAAUAUCUCCCCAUCGAGAUUGGCAAUUGCACCAGUCUGGGUGUCCUCAGUCUGCGCGAUAACAAAUUGAAAAAAUUGCCACCAGAGUUGGGUAAUUGCAGUGUUCUGCACGUGUUAGAUGUCUCGGGAAAUCAAUUGCAAUAUCUGCCAUAUUCCCUGGUGAAUUUACAAUUGAAAGCCGUUUGGUUGUCGGAAAAUCAAGCCCAGCCAUUGUUGACAUUCCAGCCGGAUACAGAUGAGGAGACUGGCGAACAGGUCUUGACAUGUUAUCUACUGCCACAACAGGAAUAUCAACCCAUUGCACCCGAUUUUCCACCCGGUCAACUUUAUCGAUCAAGUGAGAAAUUCGAUUCAACGGAAUUCCAUCAAUACCAACAACAAGCUCGUGAAUUAGAAUCCGAUUCGGAGGGCUGGGAAGAACGUGAAUCAUCUCGCACACAUUCGGUUAAAUUCAAUGCCGAUGUGCCGACCCACGAGAAAGAUUCCACAUUUACCCGACAAAAUACACCACAUCCCAAGGAGUUGCGUGACAAGGCCAAAAAGCUAUUGGCCAAAAAUCGUACCGAUGACCCAGCUGGCGGUUUGGAACCACUCUCGGAAGAGAAAAAUUCAAAACAAGAAUACAGUUCCACCACUGUGGAGAGUACAACAUCGCCAUCUAGUAACUAUAGUGAGGAACCAUCACUCAAGCAAGCAAUUCUCCAUGGGCAAACACAACAAUUGAUUGUGAAGACACAAACCAAUGCCAACCAGCAGCAGGCGCAACAACCACCAUCGUCAGGGGCUGCCGAAACUAAAUUGGAAAAUAUGACAGCAGCCAGUAGUGUGUCGCAUGAUGAUGAAGAUGACGAUGAGGAGGAUGAUGAAUAUGAUCAAUCCGAAAGACGUGUUGGUUUUCAAGUUGAACACGAUGAUGAGGAAGAUUUCCGUAAUAGACCACCGAAACUACACAGAAGGGAUACUCCUCAUCAUUUGAAAAACAAACGUGUCCAGCACAGUAUCAGCAAUAAGAAAGAUCAUGAAAUCCUCACCAAUGCAUUGCAGCAGGAAAAGAAAGUCCAACAGCUGCCCACAGUGGUACAAUCUCCCAUAGCUGAAAAUCCUUCAGAAAAUGAAGCGGAGUUACAAGAAAACACGGCUCCUGCACCAUUUGACGCUUCGCUGUCGCCAAUUGCGCCAAAGCAACAACCCGUUGAUAGCGCCCAACCAACAGCGGCCAUCAAUGCUGAUGUUAGUUAA